This is a messenger RNA of Drosophila arizonae, 3307 nucleotides long. It is a transcript of the gene Mnn1, whose product is annotated as menin 1. Gene Ontology annotation, cellular component: nucleus; histone methyltransferase complex; chromatin. NCBI's taxonomy places the organism in Eukaryota, Metazoa, Arthropoda, Insecta, Diptera, Drosophilidae. Gene Ontology annotation, biological process: negative regulation of cell cycle; negative regulation of cell population proliferation; regulation of transcription by RNA polymerase II. Gene Ontology annotation, molecular function: Y-form DNA binding; chromatin binding; transcription cis-regulatory region binding. The record is from RefSeq and is a predicted model, not a curated record.
CCAAAGCGGAAUGCCAACAAUAAUAAAGCAGCGGCAACAACAAAAAACAGUAAACGCAACACAGUAUUUUUUCGGCAACAAACUAAUAAAUAAAAACUAUUAAAGAAACUAAUACAAAUAGUGUUAAAUCAAUAUAAUACGUUAUCACAUAUAAUACGAUACAAAGAAACGACGUAAAUUCCGCGGCACGUGUGUGGGCGGGGGAGGUGAGGCGCGCUGCUUUGGAUGCUACGCAAUAAUUCAACGCUACGCAAUUUCAGCUGCUGCUGACGCUGCGGUCGCUGGCGCUGCCGCUACGCACCUGCUAAACCAGAAGCGCUGCUGCGGCCAGCACCGUCGUGACCGUCGCUGCUGACGUGUGCAAACGAGAGCGAAACGACGACAGGAUAUUUAACAACAACAACAAGAAAAACAGUAACAACUACUGCUCACACUACAACAACAAGAGCAACAAACUGCACGACAAAAUUAACGAAGUGUCAGUACAAUUGAACGACACAACGUAUGCAUACACACACUCACACACACACAAACACACACGAACGCACAGUCGCCCUAGAACAGUCAGAAGCGAACGAAGAACACAAAUUGCAGCGACAAAAAACAAAAUGCAGCGAAUUGCAUAAAAAAUCCUGCUUAAGAAUAAGUGCAGUCACAGACACGCUCUCGGUCACACGCACACACGCACAUAGAAGCGCGACAAAGCAAAAGCAGAGAAAAAGAAAACACUAAAAAAAGGGCAAACAGUGCGCGCACAAACAAGGUGGAAAGUAAAAAAGUUGUUUGUCAACUUGUGGCGUCCAUUGCACACACAAACAUUCCCUCUGCAACACCCAGCAGCAGCAGCAGCAGCAGCAGCAGCGGCAGCAGCAGCUCCCCUCAAAUGUUGCAGCAACAAAGUGUCUGGCUGUACUGCUACUGCUACCAAGUGGAAAUGCAAGUCCAGUGUGCAUGCAACAGCGCCUGCGGCCAGUGCUAAGCAAUAGCAGCGUAAGAAGCAGCAGCAGGAGCAGCAGCAGCAGCAUUAGAAGAGUGCAGCAAUAGAAGAGUGCAGCAGCAGCAGCAAUCCCUUGCAGCCAUGUCAACGGUCACUCGCAGUGCCAGCGCCAGCCCCUGCAUGGCCCUCAAUGGCAUCAUCGACGCCAGCCUCUUCCCCCUCAAGUCCACCUCGGAUGUGGUCAAUCUCUUUAGACGUGCCCUCACCAGCGCCAUUGAGCCCGAUCUGACACUACUCUCCAUCGUCGUUGGCUACAUUGAGCUGUCGCUGACCACCGGCGAGGCGGCCCAAGCGGCGCAGGCAGCCCAAGCUGCUCUAGGUGGCAGCAAUGAGGUAAUCAUGGGCAACAGCGUGCCCUUUCCUGUGGUGACCCACGAGCUGAUUGCCGGAUUGUACAAGAAGUUCCAGACGAUAUUGUCGGUGGUGGACAAACCGAAGCCACAUCGCCAGGCGACGCGGGAGAUCAUCAAGAAGGUGUCGGACGUGAUUUGGAACUCGCUGAUACGCAGCAGCUACAAGGAUCGAGCCCAUCUGCAGAAUCUGUAUAGCUAUCUGUCCGGAAACAAGCUGGAUUGCUUUGGCGUGGCGCUGGCCACGACCGCCGGCUGCCAGCUACUGGGCUAUCGCGAUGUGCGCCUGGCCAUAUCCGAGGAUCAUGCGUGGGUCGUAUUCGGGCAGAAGCACGUGGAGAGCAUCGAGGUGACCUGGCAUGGCAAGGGCAGCGAGGAUAAGCGUGGCCAGGACAUUAGCGCCGGCAUUGAGUCCGGCUCGUGGUUGUACCUGGGCGGCCUGGCCGUCAUCUGUGAGCGCGGCAUGGAGGUGGCUGCCAUCUGUGUAGCCUUAAAUAUAUCGCUCAGUGCGAACAGCGAUUGCGUUGAAGUGGCGGAGCUGCAGCAGCAGCUACUGUGGCUACUCUACGAUCUGGGCCACCUGAAGCGGUACCCCAUGGCGCUGGGUCUGCUUGGCGAGCUGGAGGAGAUCAAUCGGACGCAUCGCAGCAUCACCUGCGAGCAGCUAUUCCGCGAAGCAAUCGAAUCCUCGCGCAACUACUAUCACAAUCAUCACGUCUAUCCGCACAUCUUUCAGGGCAACUAUUACAAUCGUUUGCUCAAAUAUCGCGAAGCCUUCGCCGCCUGGGCGAAUGCAGCCGACGUCAUACGCCUGUAUACGUACCAGUGUCGCGACGAUGAGGAGAUCUACAAGGAGCUGCUGGAUAUUGCCAAUGAGCUUAUACCCUAUGUGAUGAAGACGGAGAGUUCGGGCCAUUCGGCUCGCAGCAUUUUGCGUGAUGCGGAGGUGUUUGCCAAUUUGUUGCGCUUCUACGAUGGCAUCUGCCAGUGGGAGGAGGACAGCCUAACGCCCAUUCUGCACAUUGGCUGGGCCAAGCCGCUGGUCACGAACAUAACCAAGUUCGACUAUGACAUACGCUCCCAGGUGGUCAUCAAGCUGCCCGAGGAUGUGGAGGCCGAACAGGCAGCAGCAUUGGAGGCUAAGAAGAAGGCAACAGCUGCAGCUACAGCCGCAGCAACAGCAGCAGCUCUCGAGGCGUCGCUUCAUGCGGAGGGUAACAACAACAAUAACAACACGGUUGUUAAGAAGGAUGAGAAAUCCAAAUCGGAGUUGCCAACCACCUUGGCGGAUCUCACAGCUGCUUGUGGCGAAAAGAUAUUGAAUCCCGAUUUUCUGCUGCAGGGCGGCGGUCAGCCGUUCGCUGAUCAAAAGCAACAGGCGGUAGCCGAGCAAACAACGUCCAGCGAAUUGUCGCACAAUAACAACAACCACAUCAAUAACAACACCAGCAGCAGCAAUAAUGCUGAAAAGGAGGCUACAACCAUAAGCAACAACGGCAACAAUGAGGCUAACAGCAACAGCAACAGCAACAACAACGAGCAACAACAACAGCAGCAGCAGCAGCAGCAGCAGCACAAAGAAGCUAAAGUGGAGGAGAUCAGCCAACUGGAGCUGGCGAACAGCAAACAGCCAGCAGUUGUUGAUGAUUACGAUCCAUUCGAGAUAAUGCUUAAACGUCCAGUGAUCACGUUGUAUAGUCAGAAAAUGAAAGGGCUGAAGGAUCUGCUGCUGGCCGAGAAGCUGAACACGCAUGCCAUUUCGCUGCAGGUUACCGCCCAGUCGGUGGCAUCGCGCAAGGUGCGUGGCAGUGGCACAGAUAGUCGGCAGCCGGCGACCAUAUCGGCGACUAUAACAGCUAUAGCCUCGACAGAGGGCGCGAGUAUUGGAGGCAGUGCAACGAGUGCCGCAUCAACCGAUUCGUUUACGCCCACGCGACCGAAGCGAACAAGGCGCGAGUAA